Messenger RNA from Pipra filicauda (Wire-tailed manakin), 3404 nucleotides. It is a transcript of the gene OXNAD1, whose product is annotated as oxidoreductase NAD binding domain containing 1. Bases 2068 to 3018 code for a protein of 316 amino acids. The record is from RefSeq and is a predicted model, not a curated record. Gene Ontology annotation, cellular component: mitochondrion. Gene Ontology annotation, molecular function: oxidoreductase activity. The transcript has 8 exons. Lineage: Eukaryota; Metazoa; Chordata; Aves; Passeriformes; Pipridae.
CUCUAGGAUGACCCUGCUUGAGCAGGGAGGUUGGACCAGAUGACCCGCUCUGGUCCCUUCCAACUUCACCCACUCAGUGAUUUUGUGAAGUAAGGGGGUAUUUGGAGUGGCUAUUCUGUACCAGCUAGGGUAAGAAGGGAAUAAAGGGAGAACAUCCCACCUGACAGGAGCUUGGCAGACUGAAGCAGUGCACUCCAUGGAGGGCAGGGAGUUGCCAAAGAGCUGGUUGGGUGGAGAAAGUCACAGGGGUGACAGAUGGGGCAGAAGCUGUUCACAUUGUGUAAAGGUGUGAUUCACACCUGUCCGUGGUAGAGGAGAACCAGGGCUCAUUAAAAGACAUUUUGGAAUUUAUUAGUUCCAGAGUAAAAAUGACAACUGACUUUAUUCUCAUCUUUGUGAUUGGAAAGUGAUUGAUGACAGUGUAAAUGGAACAAGGAUCUUGAACUACUGUUCAAGAGUCAUUUCUUAUUUAUGAUAGAGUCUCAGUCUUAAAGUAGUCUGUAUGAAUAGGAUCUUUCAGCUGUGACUAUAAAAUUAGGCUGCCAUUUAUUUUGUUUCCAGUAUUAUGUGUUGAUACUGAACUUUGGGCUGGUUGGUUUUUUACAUUUUCAUUUGUAGAACUGAGCAUAUUUGCUUCCUAAAGUGGUAACAGUGAAAAGGAGGAGCAUGAGGAUGGCUCAUUUAAAUGACUGUCCACCUCAGCAGCAGAAUUAAACCAAGUACGUAAAAUAAACAGUCCAGAAUCUCUGAUUGGAAUUAAAAGUUGUGCCACUUCUUUGACCAGCAGGUGUUGCUGCAUUUAUUAGCAAUUGCAGAAAGGGUUUUGAAAGUUGUGAGUUGAUUAAAAAAAAAUAAUCUUUAUUCUCAGUCCUAGGCCUCUGAAGCAAAGUGUCAGACUAUAUGUGGUUCAUUUGGAUGUUGUGGUGAUUUAAUUAAAGUCACAGCCAUUGGCAUAAAUGGUUUACAUAAGUGUCCACUUUUAAACAUCCUUCAUGUUUACAUUGAAUUAGUUAAUGUAGUAGAGUGAAGAGCAUGAAAACAUGAAUCCAAAACCAAGAAGCCUAAAAAAAGGCAGACUUGUAUAUGGAUAUGCUGUCUGAAAGACUCCAAAUCCUAAACUGACCUCAUGAAUUUGAGAAACUUAAUGAUUUUUCAGCACUCUGGCUUUACAUACAGCAUGCCAAGGUAGAGGAACGGGACUCUUCAUUAGAUGUGUACUUUGUUGUGCUAAAGUAUUUUAAGAUUGUUAAUACUUUUGUUAUCAAUAGCUUCUACACAUUUGCAUGUAGAAAGUGCUGAAGUGUUUUGUUUAAACACUUAAGUACACCUUAAGUCCUCUGUAAUGGGGUGAAAAAAUUUUUUAAGUAAUUUUGUUUACUGGUGGUAGAUGACUUUUAAAUAAUUCCAUUCUUAAAAGUUGCAAGCUGCUGUGGAAUUAAAUGAUGAAAAGCUAUUAAAAAUUAUGGACAGUUAAAAACUGCAGGAAGUAUUUCUUAUGCUUGAAAGUGGGCAUUUUGAGUAGUGACUUUUGAGAAAUGCAUUCCAUUUCUGAGCGGCCUAAUUAAAGGAAGCUCUGCCUCCAUUUGUACAAGAUUACAAACAGGACAAAAUACCAAGUGACCAGCCAAUACAGUUGUUAGUGAAAGCCUAGAGAGUAUAGGCUUGAUUAACUGAACAAGCUGGAUUGUUGCCAUUUCAAAGGAUUCAAAAUGAAAAACAUUUUGAAAAUAAAUUACAUGCCUUAAAAGAAUGCAGAACAAGAGAUUUUAAUGGAAAUAAAAUAUUAAUGCUUUAAAGAAGCAAUGGACUGCAUCGCAGAAAUAAUAUGAUAGAGAAUUAUGCUAAUCCAUUUUAGGAAAAACAAAGGCCUACAAGGUAUGAGAAAUAUCUCUUGGCUCUCUGAUUUGCAUGUUGUAAAUGAACUGUGGUUCUGCCUUACUUUGAGUGUUGACCAUGUCGGUUUAUCUUUCUGUGUCACAGCUCCGUUUGAGUGCCCAGUUUUGAAUCUUCACACCAUGUUUCCACUGUAGUGCGUGAGCCUGUGAUUCUGAAGAGUGCCCAGUCGUCAUGGCUCAUACUACUGUUUAUGUGGGUUGCACUGUUCCUCAGUUACUGAAAGGUGCUAGCAGAAUUUUUCCUUCUCAUUCUGCAUUGGGAGUGUUGAGGCACUCUUCUUUUUAUUACUGCACAGUGAACGGCACAAUAAAAUCAAAAAGGAAAAUGGAUCAUCUAGAGAGGACGGCAAAUAAUUUUCGCCAGGAGGUAAUUACACAAGCGAAAGUGUGUGGAAUCACCGAUGAAUCGGAGACAGUCAAAAGACUUCGUUUGGCUAUUGCAAAUAAGGAUUUUACGUUCAAAGCGGGACAAUGGGUUGAUUUCUUUAUUCCUGGAGUAUCUGUAGUUGGGGGAUUCUCAAUAUGUUCAAGCCCUGGCCUCUUAGAACGAGAAGGAAUACUAGAGCUGGCAGUAAAGCACACUGUUCAUCCUCCUGCUCACUGGGUUCACACUGAGUGUACUCUUGACUCAGAAGUGGCUCUGCGAGUGGGAGGUGAUUUCUUCUUUGAUCCUCAGCCUGGUGACUCCCCAGUAAACCUAGUGCUGAUAGCAGGGGGUGUUGGAAUUAACCCAUUGUUUUCUAUACUGCUGCAUAUAGCAGAUCUUCAUGGAUACCAAGAGGGUAAAGGAAAUGGAUACAAACUGGGAACAGUGAAGCUGUACUACAGUGCAAAAAAUACAAGUGAACUCUUAUUUAAGAAAAAUAUUCUUGGUUUGAUGAACACGUUUCCUGGAAAGAUCACAUGUUGUUUCCACGUUACCCAACAGCGUUCACAGAUCUGUAAAGAACUUCAGCCACAUGUUACAGAGGGAAGAAUAUCUGAAAAGGAUCUAGAAAAACACGUAUCUAACAAUACUUCAUGGUACAUCUGUGGUCCACCUCCAAUGAUAGAAUCCAUAUCCAAACUACUGUCUAACAUUGGUGUUCCUGGAAACCGUGUUUUCUUUGAGAAAUGGUGGUAGUGACACCUGCUGAAAUAUAUUAUUUUUUCCAGUGCAUUUUGAUAAGCUAAAAUGUACAGAAAUGGACUAUGAAUUAUUUGGAAGAUUUUACUUCAUAGAUGAAGAUGUCCUCAAUUGUAACAGUGUUCCUUUUAAUUUAACUGUAAUAUACCUGUAAUGCAGUGCUGAUGCUUUGGGGAAAGAAAGUGAUUUUGUAUUAAAGACAUUAACUGUUAUGGUUUUUGCUAGUUUGCUUCUUCUUAUGAGUAGCAGCAUAUUUUCACUUCAGACACUUCGUUAGUCAGCUUUUAGAAGACUUUCAGUGCCUGAUUCAGCAAUUGCAGAGAAUUAGUUGUGCAGCAAUGCCAGGUCUGUUUAUAAAAAUAAAUGAGGCCACAACUUCUGAA